Messenger RNA from Aspergillus melleus, 354 nucleotides. RefSeq lists its product as uncharacterized. The coding region runs from base 1 to 354 and encodes 117 amino acids. The transcript is spliced from 3 exons. The record is from RefSeq and is a predicted model, not a curated record. Lineage: Eukaryota; Fungi; Ascomycota; Eurotiomycetes; Eurotiales; Aspergillaceae.
AUGGCAUCUCCUCAAGGUCCCUACCGUCUUGUCACCGUCAACACCGCGCCCGAGAGGGCCAAACGGCUCAUCGGACGGGUAGUUGAAGCUCUGAAAGACCAGUACACCAUCAUCCAUGUGGACAACUGCGAGAGAAUCGAAGAAGUUGCUCCCAAGGUGAAAGAGCACAUGCCUGACGUCCUGUUCAGCGCUUCCAUGUGGACCGACGAGCAGGCUCGCGAGAUCCAUUCCAUUGCCCGAGAAAUCAGGCCGGACAUCAAGCUUCAUGCUAUCCCGGAAGGAUUGCAGGUAGAACGGGGUCCCGACGCGGUGGUGGAAUACCUCUGUGAAAAAGUGCCAAUCCUUUUGGGUUAG